AUGGCUACCCAAGAAUUGGUUAAUGAGAUAAAACAAAAUGUCAUCGAGAAAUUUUCGGAGCUCAAAUCUGCAUUAAUGAUGCGGGAAAAGCUGUUGCUGCGGCAACUGGAUGUUAUCAAUACCACAAGUAAACAGCAAUUGCAACAGCAGGACGAUAGCGAUGAGAAAAACAAUCCUGGCAUUGAGUUCCUGGCUGAUAACGAAAAAGAGCUGCUGGCAGCAAUACGCAACUUUGGACGCUUUCAACUUACCAAUAUUAAUUUGGCUUUACAGAAUCAAAACGAAGAUUACAUCAAGCCAUCUGACGACCAUGAGACUAUGUUCAAGGGUUUAAAUCAAAGUGUGGUGGAGGGCAAUCACGAGGAUGAGGAAAGUAUUGUUGUUGACUUCUCGCAUCACAAGACGUUGAUGGAACGCAAUGCUAAAAUGGUUAACGAUAGCAUUAUUAAUAUAACACUGAAAGAAGCCAAAGAGCUGAUAAAGCAAGCAAAGGCAAAAAGAGAAUUGCCUGUGCCACCACUCAAUCUUGAAGAAUUGGACGACGAGGUGGAAUCAUCAAUUGCUGACGUGGUGUCCAGUUUGGAGGCCAAUUCAGAGCAAUAUUCAGGAAGCAACAACAAUAAUAAAUAUUCACAAACCCAGCAACAACAAGGUACAAAACAGAAACGCUUCAAACCAAAAAUCACAAUCAACAAUUGUAAUGGUACUAUAAACUUAAGAAAUAUAGCCUCACUGACAAUUAACUGUUCAACGGAGGAAAAUAUUCAGGCGCAGAUACCUGUUAAGUAUGCACAGCCAGGCGGAGAAGAGGGCGAGGACGAUGAUGUAGAAGAGCCACAUUCAUCUGCAACUAAGGCAAAGGACAAUCACUCUUCAAAAACUUUAGUUGAAUCUUCAGUGGUGUCGUCGAGCUCAAAUACAGAAGAAUGUACUUCACCCACAUCAACCAGCCAUUCAACCACACCAAAUAGUUUAUCCAACUAUUCGAGUAAUAACAGCUCACGUUCACACUCCAAGAAGCAGAAAUUAAAGAAAUCUCACAAAACCCAAACAAAUUCAAUGGAGAACAAACCACCAGUGGCAAGUGGAUCAACAGAUUAUGCAGCUGCCGAUUCUUCAUCGCCAAAUGAAGUUACUUGUGAUUUCUAUAAUCGUCUGCUGAAUGAAAUUAAACGAUCCAUACAUCAGCAGCAGAAAACAAGAACAAAAUGUUCCUCUACAACACAAUCGCAUCGUCAACUGAAUGCUGCAGAUUCCACUACCUCACAGACAACAUGCAGCGAUUAUGGUGAUACACAAAAUGGCAAUAGUCGUCGUUUUGUAUUGAAAAAUUUUGAAAAUCUUAAAAUUAUACUUGAGGCCAAUAGUAGCUGUGAUGAGGAAUCAUUUCAUCCGGUGCAAAUUGAACAAUGGCUGGCAGAAAUUAUUUCCGAGACUGAUUUAGAACCAAUGCAAAAUACCGAUAUAUUGGAACAUUCUAAAAUACACAACGAAUCUCAAGACACAUAA
This is a messenger RNA of Musca vetustissima, 1509 nucleotides long. Its product is annotated as myb-like protein D. The record is from RefSeq and is a predicted model, not a curated record. The transcript has 2 exons. Bases 1 to 1509 code for a protein of 502 amino acids. NCBI's taxonomy places the organism in Eukaryota, Metazoa, Arthropoda, Insecta, Diptera, Muscidae.